AUGAAAACCUCCACGCUCCAAUAUACGAUGCCAGCUGGCCUACACGCCAUUCCCCUGACACAGCUCGACCUCCGACCAGACUCUGAGAUUGAUGAGCAUCUCUUGAACCCUCCCCAGGUUUCAUCUGAGAAGAAUGUCUGGUUCUACUGGCACGCAGGUUACGGCAAUCUGUAUCCCUACGCGAAGCGUAACAUUCGCACUUGGCACCGACGUCUCGCACCUCUAGGAUGGACUGUGCGAGUUGUCGACGUCUGCGAAUCGCCACGCGGUGCAGGCCAUAUCUCGAACUUCCUCGAUACCUCCGACCGAAGUCUCUUCCCCCACGCCUUCUACAAGGACACCAUUGAUGGGGAGUUCAGAGGCCAGCUUACAUCUGACUUGACGCGAUUCCCUCUGCUUCUCGUACAUGGUGGUAUCUAUGCGGAUGUAUCAUACCUGCAGAUCGGCGACGUAGACGCGCUUUGGAACACUACGGUCAUGAACCCAAAUUACCCAUUGACUUCUUGUGUUACAACUUCGGUGGGCCCGACGAACCGUCCAGGUAAUCUGUUCUUAGAACGUUGUAAUCAACUACUCUUGGAACUGUGGGCCUCGGACGGUGGGCGUACAAACUCCCAUGGUCUGCUCAGGCAUCCUUUGAUGAGAGAAGCACCUGAGCUUCGCCUACCAAAAGGUCCUGGGCUGGAAAUUAUGGACGGGAUGGGCAAGUUCGAGGAAUUGCGAGAAAAACUGAGUGACUAUGGGAUUCAAAUGCUUGUCAUGUCACUGGUCAUCGGGCUCGUCGACCCAGAAACCAAUUGGGAUGGGCCUGGAUAUGCACACAAACAAAUGUUCGCCAUGGAUUUCAGCGAGGACACAGCACUGAUCGAGAUCAUGACUGGAUUCGACGGGCCCAAGGCUUUCCGUCUUAUGUCACUGCCGCUACCGAAAGAGGGGGAGUCGGAGAGUCCUGACCAAGUCGAGGCGAGGACAUUGGUUGAGAAUGUCCUGAGACGCAGUUUCGCGGUGAAGAUGGCUCAUGGACCAUUCCAGAAUAUCAUUGGCAAAACACUGGGCAUAUUAUGGAAGGAGAAUACUGGCAGUGAUGAUGUGCUGGGGACGUAUGCCCAUUGGUUGCGACAUGGUAUGUUGUACUGGACGCAGGAUACCCUGCCGACAGCACCUGAUUACGGGCUGAGGAAGCCUUUCAAGACGGGACCUUUGUUGGGGGUGACUGGAGAGGAACUGAAUUCUGCGCCGCACAGCGUCAUGGACUCUCCCCAUACGAGGGUUGAUGCUGAGUCAGUCCUCGUUUAG
This is a messenger RNA of Pseudovirgaria hyperparasitica, 1296 nucleotides long. RefSeq names its product capsule polysaccharide biosynthesis protein. Lineage: Eukaryota; Fungi; Ascomycota; Dothideomycetes; Acrospermales; Acrospermaceae. The coding region runs from base 1 to 1296 and encodes 431 amino acids. The record is from RefSeq and is a predicted model, not a curated record. The transcript is spliced from 2 exons.